CGCAGAACACUGCAAGAUCAAACGGAUCAAACACUCGGAGACGUGCAAGGUCAAUUGUCGCAGACAGAAUCGGAAUUGAACAAGGCUAUGGACCGCAAUAAAGGUAUGGAGCAACAACAGGCGCAAUUGAAUGAUCAAAUCAAGGAGCUGAAACAAGAAAUUAAUAAUCUGCGCGCAAACAUGACACUUUUGGAUCAAGAGAAGGAUCGACUAUUGAUGGCAUUGGACGAAAAAACAGAGAAGAUUGCUGCAUUAGAACGAGAAUUGGUAUAUAAGGACCAAGAAGCAGAUGGGAUACAACAACAAAUUCGCGAUUUACAGCAUAAAAAUGAAUAAUGAAGAUUAUAGCAU
Molecule: messenger RNA, 351 nt
Organism: Formica exsecta
Lineage: Eukaryota; Metazoa; Arthropoda; Insecta; Hymenoptera; Formicidae
Product: centrosomal protein of 135 kDa-like
Exons: 3
Coding region: 88-336 (82 amino acids)
Source: RefSeq, a predicted model, not a curated record